Messenger RNA from Phragmites australis (common reed), 1595 nucleotides. Its product is annotated as nuclear pore complex protein NUP35-like. NCBI's taxonomy places the organism in Eukaryota, Viridiplantae, Streptophyta, Magnoliopsida, Poales, Poaceae. The coding region runs from base 157 to 1155 and encodes 332 amino acids. Gene Ontology annotation, cellular component: nuclear pore nuclear basket; nuclear membrane; nuclear pore central transport channel. The record is from RefSeq and is a predicted model, not a curated record. The transcript is spliced from 3 exons. Gene Ontology annotation, biological process: NLS-bearing protein import into nucleus; regulation of DNA-templated transcription; nuclear pore organization. Gene Ontology annotation, molecular function: single-stranded DNA binding; phospholipid binding; structural constituent of nuclear pore.
AGAGGCUUCCGCGCCCCACAGGCCACAACGAACACCCAGCCACCCAGCUCGCUCGGCCGCCGCCCCGCUCCCCUCUCCACGCUGCAGGAGGGAAAGGGCGCACCACCAACUCCGGACUCCAAAACCUCAACCCCUGCCAGCGCCGCACCUCCCCCCAUGGCUUCCUCCUCCUCCCGGUCCCCCGCCGCCUCGCGCCGCGGCCGUGGCGCCGCGCGGCAGUCCCCGUUCUUCCGCGACCUCGCCUCCCCGAUCCCGACCCACCGCGCGGCCUCCCGCUUCGCUUCGUCCCCCGCCGGGUCCCCUUACGCCGCCGCCGCCACACCGCCGCCGCCGCCUCUCUUCACCCUCGACGACCGCUUCGCCGCGGCCGACUUCUCCCCCGACCCCACCGCCUCCGACCUCCUCCCCGUCCCCUCCUCUCCCUCCCCGCGCGCCGCCGCCAGCCGCUCGCCGUCAUGGGACCGGUCCCGCGGCAAGGCGACGUUUUCUGCGCCCGGAUCCCCCAUGGAUGGGGUCGUGGAGCCGGCCCGGAAGGAGGUUCUCGCGUUGCCGCCGCCUUCGAGUCCCGGCACCCCUCCUCCUGCCCCGGCUGCGGAGGCGCAGUCGCCUGUGACUCCGGCGCAAGCACCGGCUAGGACGGAGCCGGUGGCGAACGGAGGGGAGGUUGAACGGUUUGAACGGGAGGAGUGGGUCACUGUAUUCGGAUUCUCCACUGGUGAUACCAACCUUGUUCUUCGGGAGUUUGAGAAAUGCGGAGUAAUAUUGAGACAUCACUCUGGUCCAAGAGAUGGUAAUUGGAUCCACAUAUUAUAUCAGCGCACCUAUGAUGCUCGGAAGGCCCUUCAAAAGAAUGGUAUCCAAUUAAGCAGCGGUCUCAUAGUUGGAGUGAAGCCUAUUGAUCCGGUGCACCGGCAGCAGCUUGAUGAGAGGUUCACUGGAAGCAAUCAAGGUGGCUUCAUGGUUUCAUUGCCUUCAAAGUCACUUGCCUUGAAGAGCACAGGUGCAUCAAACCAGCUAGGAGCCUUGCCUCGCCCAUAUGACCCGAAGGCUAACACAAAUGUUAACCGAGAUGCAGGCCGUCCUGCAACCCGCAGCGUUGCUGCACCAGCAAAAUCAAUUGUAACCAAUGUGAUGGAUUUGAUAUUUGGCAUUUGAUAUGCCGACGAGGACCUGUGAUGCAUCGUGAGCCUUCUCUGUUUCUUAUGCUUAAUUAACCGAGAAGGCCAGCACACCAAAGAUUCGGAGUUAGAUUUUGCUGAAGUUUGAGAGAUUCCAGAGACUGAACUUCUUUCUUCUGGCGAUGUAACUUUCGUUGCACCUCAUAAAACGAAAAUUCCAAUUCCUUCAACUUGUUUGUGUAUUUCUUCUGUGGAUUUUAAAGUUUUAACUUGCUUGUGAAAGUACCCAGUACCCAGGUAGCUACUUCGUUAAGGCCUGCUUAGAAGAGGAUGUUUUGGUAGGAAUUUAGAAGAAGCUCUGCUGCUAUCUGAAAUUCAUGCGCUUGAGACAAUCAGACAGACAAUGUUGAAGCCGACCGAUGUUGGAUUUGGAUUCUUGUUUCGGAUCUAACGCAAGACACAGCUUGGGAAUCUUAA